UUAUAUUAAUAUACGAUGGAUAGAAAAUUAUUUUUAUUUUUUAGUUUAAUUAUUUCACUAUUAAGUCAAAUUCACUCGAAGGCAAUUAAUAGUAAAUGUUUCAUCAAUGAUGACUUACUGGCGCUUAUUAGUCAAUUAGACGGUUAUGUUAAGCCGUUAGAAGAAAAUGAAGUGCCUAUUGGAAUGGAAUUUCAGCUUGUUCGUGAGUUUACCAAGAGUGAGCUUAAUGAAUACUUAAAUCCGAUAGUUACAUACAAAGGUGUUCAUUUUAUGAUCAACGGAAAACUUAUAACUAUCGAUCUGAAUGACAACAGUCCAUUAAGUCGGAAGCUUGAGCUAUUUUUGACCGAAGAUCGAAUCGAAGAUUCUUCGCUAUUAAUGUUGGAGUUUACGAUUGACCGAAUACCAAUGGUGGAGUGCGAUGGAAUAAACCAUCUAAAGCCUCCAAAAGCAGUGAACAUUUGACCAAAUAAAUUAUUUUUUUUUUUAUAAUAAAUAAAUUAUCAAAAAAAAAAAU
Cotesia glomerata is the source of this 517-nucleotide messenger RNA. RefSeq lists its product as uncharacterized. The record is from RefSeq and is a predicted model, not a curated record. Bases 16 to 465 code for a protein of 149 amino acids. The transcript has 5 exons. Lineage: Eukaryota; Metazoa; Arthropoda; Insecta; Hymenoptera; Braconidae.